Penicillium verhagenii is the source of this 1869-nucleotide messenger RNA. RefSeq names its product DNA topoisomerase 3. The transcript has 6 exons. Lineage: Eukaryota; Fungi; Ascomycota; Eurotiomycetes; Eurotiales; Aspergillaceae. Gene Ontology annotation, cellular component: nucleus. The record is from RefSeq and is a predicted model, not a curated record. Gene Ontology annotation, molecular function: DNA binding; DNA topoisomerase type I (single strand cut, ATP-independent) activity. Gene Ontology annotation, biological process: DNA topological change. The coding region runs from base 1 to 1869 and encodes 622 amino acids.
AUGGCCCGCAAGAUUCUAUGUGUGGCGGAGAAGCCGGCCAUUGCGCGUGCAGUGGCUACGCACUUGUCCGGAGGGUCUUUUCAGACUCAUUCAAUCCGCGGAAAUAAUUAUGUCAAGAACUAUGAGUUCGAGUUCAACUUUGGCGAUCCCUGGGGAAACUGCGCUGUCACAAUGACAAGUGUGAUUGGCCAUCUCACGGGCCUCGAAUUUGAACGCCAGUACAAGGGCUGGACGUCUUGCCCGCCUAGUGCAUUGUUUGAGGCCCCGGUAAAUGAGGACGUUGACAAAGACAAGUUGCCGAUUGCAGAAAACAUUCGAAAUCAAGCCAGGUACAGCAAAGCACUGUUCAUCUGGACCGAUUGUGAUAGAGAAGGAGAGCAUAUUGGUAGCGAGGUCCGGAACCAAGCUAAAAGUGGAAAUGCACGUAUCGAGGUUAAGAGAGCCAAAUUCAGCAACACCGAGAGAGCUCACGUCCUCCGUGCUGCUCGAGAGCCGGUGGAGCUCGAUGAGUAUCAGGCCAAUGCUGUGGCGGCCCGAAUCGAGCUUGAUCUCCGUAUUGGUGCAGCGUUCACCCGGUUGCAAACUCUCCAGCUUCAAGCCGUGGUGGCAGUUUUGAAAGAGAAAGUCAUCAGCUACGGUCUGUCUUUUCCUGAUGCCUUUGAAGUCCGCUUAUCUCAUAUUUCACAGAACUUCAAGCCCGAGACAUUUUGGAGCAUCAAAGUUAUGCUGCAGCGCGAAGGCAAGAAAGUCAAUUUCUUAUGGAAACGCGUCCAUCUAUUUGACCGAGCAGUGGUUACGAUGAUGCUAGAGCGCUGUUUAAUUGCAAAGGAGGCCCAGGUUACAAAAGUUGCACAAAAACCCAAACGCAAGUGGCGGCCCUUGCCUUUGACAACUGUGGACCUCCAAAUGAUGGGCAGUCGAUUUCUCCGCAUGGACAGUCAAGCGAUCAUGAAAAUAGCAGAAGCCCUUUAUACAAAGGGGUUCAUCAGCUACCCAAGAACGGAAACGGAUCAGUUCGACCCGGCUAUUGACCUGAAGAAAUUGGUUGAAAAGCAGUUCCCUGACCCUGAAUGGGGCCAAUAUUCCAAAGAUCUAAUUGAUGGGAAAUUCAGAACUCCCCGGUUCGGCCGUAACAACGAUAAGGCCCAUCCACCCAUCCAUCCAGUAAGCUGGGUCUCAGCGAGCCAGCUCAAUGCCAACGAGAAGAAAGUUUACGAAUUCGUGACCCGGCGGUUUCUCGCUUGUUGCUCCGAGGACGCAUUAGGCCAGGGCACAGAUAUCGAAAUUCUUUACGGUGAUGAAUAUUUCCAUGCCAGUGGUUUGCUUGUGCUGGAGAGGAACUAUCUCGAUGUUUACGUCUAUGAUAAAUGGGAAAGCAGCCAACAGUUGCCCAAAUUCGAACAAGGAGAGAAGUUUGUACCUACCGAGGCCAACAUAUCGGAGGGUAAGACUACGGCGCCAAACUACUUAACAGAACCGGAACUUAUCGGUUUGAUGGAUGCGAAUGGUAUCGGUACCGACGCAACCAUGGCAGAGCAUAUUGCUAAAGUUAAAGAACGUGAAUACGUUGUUACACACAAGCGAGGGAGUGGCCGUACUUCGGUUGAAGAGCUUAUUCCGACUCGGCUUGGCGUCGCUCUUGUUGAGGGAUACGAUAAUGUUGUUGCAGGUCUUCCAAACAGUAUCUCACUCAGUAAGCCAUUCCUGCGCAAAGAGAUGGAGUUGCGGAUGCUUGAGGUCUGUGCUGGCACGAAGACCAAGCAGGAAAUCGUGCAGCAGAGUCUCGAUAUGUACCGCGAGGUCUUCAUUCAUACCCAAAGACGUAUUGAGAUGUUGAAGGCUGCUUGUCGAAAGUAUCUUGUCGAUUAA